Eruca vesicaria subsp. sativa (arugula) is the source of this 3007-nucleotide messenger RNA. The record is from the annotation of a GenBank genome assembly. Lineage: Eukaryota; Viridiplantae; Streptophyta; Magnoliopsida; Brassicales; Brassicaceae.
UUUAGACCUUUCGUUAAUUAGUCUUUGGCUGCCGUUCAGACCAACUGAUAUCAUGGGUUUGGUUCAGCUUUGCUUAUUUUCACACGCCAGAGGAGGACUGAUUGGAAGCGCUCGGCGAUGUUACGGGGUUCCUGCACUUGGCUGGCCAACAUCAAUCUCACACACUGAGCAAGUCGAGAAAGAAGGUAAGUUUAAGGUUAAAGCAUUGGAAAUAAACAAAAUUGGGGGUUUGCAAGUACUGAAUAGUUUGAAGGAUCGUCCUUAUCGUGCUAUGUCGUUUCUGAAACGAAUUGAAGGAAACAGGGCUUUGCUUUGUGUCCAAGCUUAUGCCACUGUUAUCAGAAUGCUGUGUAGCUGUAGUUAUCGUUUAGAUCAGAAGCUGGAUCAGUUGCUCAUGGAACUUAUUAAGAAAGGAGAUGAGGCACGUGGUUUCAGUGUCAGGGAUUUGUUGAAUGCAAUUGAAGAACAAGAAGAGGGAGAAGCACAAGGUUCAUCAUCUCUGCUGUUCAGGCUCUAUGGUUCCUUGGUUCGAGCUUAUGCUAAUCUCAACAUGUUCAGCCAAGCUAUCGAUACUUAUUGUUACUCCACGCCGUGUACACGUUCGUUGAAUUUCAUAGUUAGCCGUAUGAAUGCUUGUGGUGAAUACGCUAUGGCUCUGAUUCUCUUCCGUAAAUAUGGUUCUGUUGUUGCGGAUGAUGAUGCGGAUACACGUUUGCUUGUGGUCAAGGCGUAUCGUAAAGUGGUCAUUGGUUUGUGUGAGGAGAUGAAAAUGGAGGAAGCUGAAGAGCUUGUUGAUGAGAUGGAGAAGAAACAUGGGAUUGGUCAGGAUGUGUGUGUUUACUCGUCCAUCAUUGAAGGACAUCGCAAGAAGAUGAACUUCCCUAGAGCUUUGCAGUUUUUCAACGAUGUUGUGGUGGGGAGAGGUGAGAGAAUGAAGAUAAACCGUGUGAUUGCAAGCUCCAUCCUUGACUGCUGCUGUCACAUGGGCAAGUUUGCGGAAGCUUAUGAUCUGUUUAUCCAGUUUCGAGAGUUAAACGUUUCACUAGAUAGGGUUUGCUACAACGUGGCGCUUGAUGCUUUGGUAAAACUCGGCAAAACGCAAGAGGCGCUUGAGUUGUUCAGAGGAAUGACGCGUAAUGGAAUAGCUCCUGACGUGAUCAACUACACGACUUUGAUAGGUGGUUUCUGUGCACACGGCGAAGUCGGCCAAGCCCUUGAUCUGGUUCUGGAAAUGGAAAAAGAAGGUAAAAAGCCUGAUAUCGUCACGUACAACGUACUCGCCGGUGGGUUAGCUAGGAACGGUGAUGUAGAGAGCGUAAACAGAACGCUAGAACUAAUGGAAAGUCGAGGUGUAAAGCCCACUAACGUUACACGUAACAUGGUCAUCCAAGGCUUUGUUGUUGCAGGCAAAACACACGAGGCUGAUGCUUACUAUGAUAAAUCUCAGGGAAAUGAUGCAAGUUUCAUAAAAGCUUAUUGUGAAACUGGUCGUCUUGAUGAGGCCGUUGAACGAUUCAACAUGCUAGACGUCCCUCUUCCCAAGAAUGUCUACUUCAUACUAGUCAAGAGCCUUUGCGCCAGUGGUGCUCAUCACAUCUACAAAGCUCAGGUAGUACUAAACAGAAUGUACAAACUUGGAGUUGAACCUGGGAAGAGCAUGCAUGGGAUCAUGAUCAGCGCUUGGUGUCGAGUUAGGAAAGUGGAGAAUGCCCUGCGGAACUUCAAACUUUUACUUAAUUCUAGGGAGAUGAUCCCUGAUAAGUACAUUUACACAACCAUGAUUAACAGCUACUGCCUGAUGGAACGGUUUGAUGAAGCCUAUGCUAUUUUUAAGGACAUGAAGAAGAGAAGAGUCAUUCCUGAUUUGGCAACAUACACAAUUUUGCAAGAUCACGACCCGAGACCUGAUAUCAUGAGAGAUAUGGAGGCCCGUAACUUUGAACCAGACGUUUACUACUACACGGUUUGGAUUCAUUGGGAGUGCAGAAUUGGGGAAGUUGAAACUGCGGAAAAGAUGUUUCGUCAAAUGAUUGAAAGUGGGGUGGAGCCUGAUGAUAUGGCCUACGCAGUACUAAUCAAUGGCUGUUUCAAUAAUAAAUGUGAAGAUAAGGCGCAGAAGCUUAUUCAUGAGAUGGUGGUGGAAAAGGGGUUGAGGCCACCUGAAGUUUGCAUUGUUAGAUAUGUUGAACUUAUUCAAGAGAUGGUGGAUAAAUGGAUGAUGACGCCAUCUAAAGCUUGUGAGGAUCUUUAUCUACUUAUGCAUGAGAUGGUGGAAAACGGGAUGAGGCCAUCUAAAGAUUGCAUUGAGCUAUAUGUUAAACUCACCGGAGAGAUGGUGGAAGAUGGGAUGAUGACGCCAUCUAAAGCUUGCGAGGAUCUUUGUGUACUUAUGCAAGCGAUGGUGGAAAAGGGGAUGAUGACACCUAAAGAUUGCAUUAAGCUAUAUGUUAAACUCACCGGAGAGAUGAUGGAAAAUGGGAUGGAGUUAUCUAAACCUUGCAAGGAUCUUUGUGUACUUAUUGGAGGGAUGUUGGAAAAGGGGAUGACGCCACCUAAAGCUUGCAUUGGUCUAUAUGUUAUACUUAUGGAAGAGAUGGUGGAAAAUGAGAAGACGACACAUGAAGCUUGCAAAUAUCUGUAUGUUAUAAUAAUUCAAGAAAAGGUGGAAAGGGGGAUGAAGCCAUCUAAAGCUUGCAAAGAGGUAUAUUGUAUACUUAUUAAAGAGAUGAUGGUGGAUAAUGGGAUGAGGCCACCUGAAGCUUGCAAAGAUCUGUAUGUUGAAUUUAUUCAUGAGAUGGUGGAAGAGGGGUUGAGGCCACCUAAAGCUUACAUGGAUCUAUAUGUAAAACUCACUGAAGGGACGGUGGAAAGUGAGAUGACGUAGUUGUGGAUACACUAAUGGCCAUGUGGGUUUCUCGCAGAUUCUCUGUCAGAUGUAACAGUUUGUAACGGUUAUAUAGUUCUUUUACAACAACUUUACAUCAUCUAUUUGAAAUGCUUCAGGCAU